UUCAUCUCCUCACCUGAAACUGGAUAGCCCCGUUCACAACACACCAGCCAUGGUCGAGUUUCCAUUACUUGGAGGCGGAAGUGCCCGAGAUGGAUUGCAGGUGGAUCGCCUGGAGGUUUGCUGGAUGUGCAGCGGAGACCUUGCCUGCAUGGUGGAUGCUGCGCCAAACAUGAGCAUCACAGACGUGCGCUCGCAGGUCCUCGAAAGGACUGGGGUGCCUGUUGAGCAGCAGAGGCUAUUCUGUGAAGGAAGUGAGCUGCUCCAUCAAGCCGACUUUAUGCAUGUCGGCAUUUGUGGGAAGCCUACCAUCCAGCUUGUCCGCUGCAACAGCGAUCCCCGCAACACGAAUCGAGCAUAUUUCAGGGAGAACCUCAAGCUACCAGAGGGGCCUGUUGGAAACUUCUGCCACGUGAAGAAGAUUGGAGCAGCCAUCUAUGGAGAGGUUGGCAUGUACAGAUGGGCUCAGCCCAAUGACAACUCGGAUGUGGUCGAUGUGGCGGUGAAAUGCAUUAGUGUUCAGAAGGCGCGGCAAACGCUUGAAAAGGACACCAAUGAGUGGACGGCUCACCAAUCUGCUCAGAAUAUUCCAAGCCCAGAGGACGCUUAUGCAGAGAUUGGCGUUCUUCAAUAUUUGUCAAAGCAACCAGAUCUUCCAGAAUACUUGUUGAAACUGUUGGCAGCUUUUAUAGAUGACUCCAAAAUAUGGCUUGUCAUGGAAAUGGCAGAUGGUGGUGAGCUCUUGGAUGCAGUCCUGUCGCAGAAGGUGACCCAUGGCCCUCAGACGAAGCAAUAUCUUUGGCAGACAUUAAAAGCAGUUCAAUAUCUUCAUGCUCAUUGCAUAGGUCAUCGUGACAUCUCCCUAGAAAAUCUGCUGUUGAAAGCGGGAACCAUCAGGCUUGUGGAUUUUGGCAAUGCGGUGCAAAGCCACUCCUCAACUGGACAAGAACUGCGAUACUUUCUCACGGUUGGAAAGGACACCUAUCGAGCACCAGAGUGCAUUGUACCACGUCGCUCAAGAAUUGCGGUCACUGUGCCAGAGAAGGCAAGUGCUGGAGACAUCAUUAUGACUCGAGAAUCGGGCGGGCUGUUCCAGGUUCGUCUGCCCCAGGGAGCCACGCGUGGUCAGCUUUGCCAAGCGCAAGUUUGGGGAUAUGCUGUUCAGCCUGCAGACAUUUUUUCAUGUGGUGUUUGCUUUUUCUGUAUGAGCUAUGGAAGUGGCCCUUGGAUCAAUGCCCAGCUGAAUGAUGAUUUCUUUGCCUUUGUUUACACAAAUGGAGAUAAUGGCUUGAAGGACCUGCUUCGGCAUUGGGGCAAACCGUUGCUUGAGGAUGAGGCCAUGGAGCUUUUGUUGCACAUGAUUCGUGUGGAUCCUUUGGCCAGACCGGCAGCAGCGAGCUGCUUAGGAAGCAGUUGGUUCAAAGACUUGGAGGAAGCCAGCCACCAGAGUGUGGAGAUGCUUUAGCCGUUCUAUCUGCAGAACCCGUGUCUCGCGGCUCAUUCUCGGAUGAUUCUCCGUGCAGCGUUUGCGCUGUGCGGACCUGUGCUGUGUGCUAGCUAUUAGAGUGUGGGAAGCUGCGCUCCUAACAGCAUAAAUGCCCCUUACUUGCUCGUGUG
Durusdinium trenchii is the source of this 1614-nucleotide messenger RNA. NCBI's taxonomy places the organism in Eukaryota, Dinophyceae, Suessiales, Symbiodiniaceae. The record is from the annotation of a GenBank genome assembly.